This is a messenger RNA of Umbelopsis ramanniana AG, 2914 nucleotides long. RefSeq lists its product as uncharacterized. Bases 68 to 2782 code for a protein of 904 amino acids. Lineage: Eukaryota; Fungi; Mucoromycota; Umbelopsidomycetes; Umbelopsidales; Umbelopsidaceae. The transcript has 12 exons. The record is from RefSeq and is a predicted model, not a curated record. Gene Ontology annotation, biological process: negative regulation of TOR signaling; regulation of cell cycle. Gene Ontology annotation, cellular component: TSC1-TSC2 complex.
ACCUGCGCUACCGAACGCUUUCUAUCGCGCCGUUUCCUCUAUCUGAUAUCAGUCGUACGACUAAUACAUGGUGUCGUUGAAGGAGAUUGGGCAGGCUAUAGCCUCUGCUCUUCGAAGCACACCACAAAACGAUGCACAGGAAGUGCUGGAUCUCAUAGAUCUCUAUUUGGAUCAACAGCGGUCGCAGUCAACUACCACUCCGUCCUUCGGCGAUCCUGGAGCCAUUGACAAGCUAUCAGCCGAAUUACUACAUAUACUCAAGACAGAAAUACUAGCUGAUCCAACAGUGACCAUUGUGUCCAUACAGCCCGUCACAACGAAAGUUCAGACGAAACAUUACGUCUUGCUUCGAAUAGUCCAUCAGCUACUCCCGGUCUUUGGAGUCAACCGCAUACUCAACGAUUGGUGGCCCAACGCACUCAAGCCUGUUCUUCAGAACUCGCAUUAUUCCAAAUCAUCUAAAGAAGAAUCUAUCAAAAUUGCCGCUGAUGCUUUAAUAUUAGAAGACCAAAACUCUGAGUCCAUCAAAAAUAAUACAUUUCUCAACCUGGUCAUUAAAGACUAUCUUCAAUGGUCAAACAGACAGCAACAAGAUAAAAUGGAAGCACUUGAUGCUCUCGACAUGCCAAGUGAAGUUGAUGAUACCAGCAGAAUGAAAUCACAGCAUCAAACCUUACUUGAUCAGGAGCAGGACGAGUGGUCAAAAAACCUGUCAGCCAUCAUGGUUGCAUUUGGAACGGCUAGGACAAAGAGUUUCUUUCUGCUCGUUGAAGAUUACUUUGUACAAAGUCAGUAUCGCCUUCAAAUCAUUUACCUCAUCAGCGCCUUUAUUCCUCGCAAGAGGACACAUAUUCAUGACAUAUUGCAAACACCAUUGUUUGACUCCAUGUUGAAGUCCUUGAUGUAUGAUAAUUCCACAACCCUUAUUGCCAUUUCUGUCACCAACCUCAUUAUGCUUCUGCCUCGGAUAUGCGCCUACCUUUCGCCUUUUUUACCAAAGCUCUUCUACAUUUUCGCACGUGCCGUUUGCUGGGAUCAGCUGCGUGACUUUAGACAAAAUAGUGGUAGUACACAGGAUACUAGCUUAGCAUCACGGGAAGCAUCAUCGAAGAAUAUACAGAUUGAUGGUUGGGAUGUACUUGAUUAUACCUUCUCGAAACUGGCUGCACCUCCGUCAAAUCCGAGAACCGGUGCAUUUUUCACCUCUCUAUAUGGCCUGUAUCCAUGCAACUUCACCUCAUUCCUUCAUGCUCCGUAUGGGUAUUUUGGAAGAAAUGAAUUCAAUUUACCAGAGCAGUUUGACGAAGAUACCUUUCGAUCCCGAAUUAUACCCCAAGUUAAUAGACAUAUGCUUCACCCGAACCUUGUUGUCAUGGACGCUUCAACCGAGCUUGUCGACCACUCGAGAUGGAUGAAGCUUGAACCGCCGGAUGUCAUGGCCCAGAUUAUGAGCUUAGAUCUUACUAAUGCAGCAUCUCGAGUUGCCUUUAGCGAAGAAAACUCUUCAAAUGCUCAUAUAUCAUCCUGGUUGUUUGAAGAAAAAGUGCGCGCCGAGGCCAGUGAAUCCAAAGCUGUGAAAAGCGAACCUUUGACGACUAGUCCUCACCAGGACAACGUGGAAGAUCAACCGAUAAAUACACCUACCCCGAGCAAUAAGAAGAAAAUGAAGGCAGUUUCGAUUGCUAAUGUGCUCAAUGUUCACAAGGCUUUAAAGAGCGGUGCAGAAGUAGUUGUAGGGGAUGACGUCUGGGUAAGAUUGAACUUCAUUAUUACUGAAUCUGGCCUUGAACACUGGCCAUCUUCAGCAGAAGGAUCGCCAAAUCCAGACGAUAUGACGGUAUCGGAAGGGGCACCUACACCAGCACCAAACUAUAUGAUGGCAGCGGAAGAUGGCACAUCUUCCUCGGAACAAAAACUUCUCAUUGCAGCUCUGAAGAGAGAGGUGCUGUUACUGCGCAACGAGUUGAACUUUGAGAUGUUCUUGAAGCAACAACAUCUACAACAUAUUGGCAGGUUACAUCGAGAACACGUGAUGGAUAUCUCUGUUGAAGCUGAAAGGCAACAAAUGUACAAUGCUACAAGAAUGUUGCAACAGCAACUUCAGCGCACUACCACAGCAUUAGAUAAACUGAAGGCUGAAAAUGCAACCACCAAAGUAAGGCAUAUUGAAUGGGAAGAAGAGCAGUCCAAGAAGUUACGGGACUACCGAGAACAGAGAAAGCAAUGGCAAAUGGAAAUGGCCAAAGCAAGAGAGCAAGUUGCAGAGUUUGAAACUAUUCUUAAAGUUCAAGAUGGCCAAUUGGAACAAGCUCGGAAGAGAGUAUUUGAUCUCGAGAGCGAACUGGAGUUCUUAAGGCCCACUCUAGUGACUGUUCAAGAGUACGAGACCGAAAUAGAUCAAUUGACGAAGCAAUUAGCGCUGUGGGAACAAGAUACCGGGACGAUAAAAACGCAAAAGCAAUACAUCGAAAGUCUACUUUCGCGAUGGCGGGCUACUGAGAAUAUUCUCGAAAGCUACCGGGAGAGUGAACACGCCGCCAAGGCUACAUUGAGUAAAAUGCAACUCAAAUACAACGAAAUGGAGGCAACUUUAACCAAAAUAGAACAAUCCAACGAAAAGAGGGCUCUGAUAUCGUCAAAGGAGUCGGUUAGCUCUCAACAAUCUGAAGUCGAGAAGCUUCGGCAAAAGUUGGAGAGCCUCUUGGAAAGAAACGAGACAUUGGAGUUGGAGAAGCUCGAUCUGCAGGCUAAGUUGGAGCACACUUCUCAUGAUCAAUCGUGAUCCCUUUCAUAGUAAUAGCGCUUGUGUUUAGCAAUCAGUUAGCUUAUAGCGCGCACACCGGCGCAAGGGAUGCGAGGCCAACCUCCGUCCCGUGCAUUUGGAACAAAUAAAAAAUCUCGUAUGUAAAGAGCG